This is a messenger RNA of Enterobius vermicularis (human pinworm), 594 nucleotides long. NCBI's taxonomy places the organism in Eukaryota, Metazoa, Nematoda, Chromadorea, Rhabditida, Oxyuridae. The record is from the annotation of a GenBank genome assembly.
AUGUCCCGUUUGCGACGUGUCAAUCAGUGGUUAUUGUUUAUGAGGCAGUGGCAUCUUGUCGAUGCUACAAAUCAGGAUCCCUAUUUACUUGGACGCAAAAUAGCUAAGCACUUGUCGGGCAAGUACAAGCCAAUAUAUCACCCAGAAACUGAAUGUGGAGAUCACGUUGUUGUUAUCAACUGCAAGGAUGUAGCUAUGAAAGGUUUCGACUGGAAGCAUCGGUUGUAUUACUUCAACAAGGAAUAUCCGAAAGCUAGAGCAAUGAUCCCAGCCUGGCAAAUUCACGAAUACGAUCAAUGUCGAAUUGUGUCUUUAGCAGUAUAUAAAGAACUUGGUAGAAGCAUUAGGCGAAUGCAUCAUUUGGAACGCCUGCAUCUGUUUCCUGACGACAAGAUUCCUGAUAUUAUUCGGCGUAAUAUUGGUGCCCAGAUGGAGCAAGUACAGCCAGUACCAAAGCGCUCCGAUCAGUAUACGGCCGAAGAAAGAGCCAAAUUUCCACGACUCUUUCGCUUCCCUGAAAACCACUUUGUCGAGUGGGAAAAACCAGUGGGACUGUAUGAGAGGUACUUUGAACCUGGAAAAGAACCAAAGUAA